This is a messenger RNA of Prunus armeniaca (apricot), 1731 nucleotides long. The record is from the annotation of a GenBank genome assembly. Lineage: Eukaryota; Viridiplantae; Streptophyta; Magnoliopsida; Rosales; Rosaceae.
AUGAGUGAGCGGCCGGCCCAAAAUUGUCAAACAGUACGCUCCAAAUUUCCAAUCACUAAUCACAACACCAAUCAUUUUGUUUUCAUUUUGCCUUAUCUGACCGGGCCCCACUCAAAGGAAAGGCAAAGACUUGACCAGUCCGGUUUUGGAAUGUACUCAACGGCAAGAUCUACAGAUGUUCAUGUGGGUCCCACAAAGUAUGUUAAUCCGACGGUAAGACUGUAUCCUAUGGUUCAAACUUCCCGGUAUGAGUGGCACAGAGGAUUGCAACCCGAACACUAUGUAAGUGUUAAAAGGCGUUAUGUAAAUUCCUCGGGGAAUUCAAAUCUCAGAGUCAUUGUUCCUCAGUGCCAUUGUCCAUCCAAUUUCUUUCCUUUUUGUUUUUGUGAAUCGUUUGUUCGAUCAAUCGGUUCCAGAAAGUCAGGGAAACGAAAUUGGAAGCUCCUGCUCCUCCUCGGACAAGCUGGGCCGCGGUUGGUUGAAUGGUUUCCUUGCCAUGAAAGCAAGAAGUUCACUGCUGAAGCUGUAAAAGCUGCUGAUGGAAAUAUUAGAAACCCCAAUGAGAAAAUGCGGCUUGUUGUCACAGUCUUCGUUGGAAUUGUAUUAGGCUUCUUUUUAGGAGUUUCAUUUCCAACAGUCUAUUUGACUAAGAUGAAUCUUCCAUCCAGCCUUUUUCCUUCCAUUGAUCUUUCGUACAUAGAGGACAAGUACUCCGGGUUUUCAACCCAAGCACUGUUGAAUGCCUGGUCUUCUUUGAAGGGCAACACAGACAACUCCGCAAGAUAUGUAUCUAAUGAGGAGGCAAAGAUUUGGGUUCCGACAAAUCCUCGAGGUGCUGAAAGCCUACCCCCAGGCAUCAUUGCAUCUGAGUCGGAUUUCUAUCUUCGCCGACUAUGGGGUCUGCCCAGUGAGGACUUAAUCAUCAAGGCAAAGUAUCUUGUAACCUUUACCGUAGGCUAUGCUCAGAAAAAUAAUGUUGAUGCAGCAGUGAAAAAGUUCUCAAAGAAUUUCACCAUUCUGUUGUUUCACUACGAUGGGCGGACAAGUGAAUGGGAUGAAUUUGAGUGGUCAAGGCGGGCUAUCCAUGUGAGCAUUCAGAAGCAAACUAAAUGGUGGUAUGCCAAGCGGUUUUUGCAUCCUGAUAUUGUGGCACCCUACGACUACAUAUUUGUUUGGGAUGAGGAUCUUGGUGUGGAGCACUUCAACGCAGAGAAAUACAUAAAAUUGGUAAGGAAAUAUGGUUUGGAAAUAUCUCAGCCUGGUUUAGAACCAAAUAAUGGGCUAACAUGGCAAAUGACAAAGCGGAGAGGUGACAGUGAAGUUCACAUGCUGACAGAGGAGAAACCUGGUUGGUGUAAUGAUCCGCAUUUGCCACCAUGUGCAGCGUUUGUUGAAAUUAUGGCGCCUGUGUUUUCUCGGGAUGCAUGGCGUUGUGUUUGGCACAUGAUUCAGAAUGACCUGGUCCAUGGCUGGGGUCUGGAUUUUGCUCUUAGACAAUGCGUAGAGCCUGCACAUAAGAAAAUAGGAGUCGUGGAUGCACAGUGGAUUGUCCAUCAAGGUGUUCCAUCACUCGGGAACCAAGGGCAAGCAGAGCGUGGAAGAGCACCAUGGGAAGGGGUGAGGGAGAGGUGCAGGAGAGAAUGGACAAUGUUUCAAGCACGAAUGACCAGAGCAGAGAAAGCAUAUUUUGAGGCAAUGGGAGUUGAUCCUCCAAAUUCAACAGCUCAUUAG